This is a messenger RNA of Eimeria necatrix, 2622 nucleotides long. RefSeq lists its product as hypothetical. The transcript has 9 exons. The record is from RefSeq and is a predicted model, not a curated record. Lineage: Eukaryota; Apicomplexa; Conoidasida; Eucoccidiorida; Eimeriidae. The coding region runs from base 1 to 2622 and encodes 873 amino acids.
AUGGAGAGGUUUGCGUUAGAAGACCUCCACCACUGGCAGCAAAAGUUUGCUGCUGCUGAGCUGCAGCGCUGCUGCAGCUCAGCAGCAGCAAACUUGUGCUUUGACUCUGCUGCAGCAGACACAAAAGCGGCGCUGCUGAAGCUCACAGAAAAGAGUCAACAAGAGGAGACAGCUGAGACAUGGAGCCCCUGGAAUGCAAGCAUCCGUGCUGCACUUGCUGCUGUGAUUUCGGCCAACACUGCAGCAGCAGCAGCAGCAGCAGCAGCAGCAGCAGCGGAAGCAACUAGCGUGCCUUCGCUGCACUCAGCGAGAAAGCUAAACGGCGAAACUUGUGAAGAGCAGCAGCAGCAGCAGCAGCAGCAGCAGCAGCAGCAGCAGCAGCCAAUUCAACUUCUUGAGCAGCUUGUUGCAGCAGCCUGGGGACUCAGCUCAGGCCGAGUGCCAUUUCUGCUGCUGGAGAGGCAGCAGUGGCGACUACGCGCAGCGCAUCUGCAGCAGCAGCAGCAGCAGCAGCAGCAGCAGCAGGUUCUUAAGGAAUGGCCUAUUCUGCUUCCACUUGUGGUUUCUCCGGAGACAUUUGCUUCUGCUCUACAGUCCACAACUUUUUCUGCUGCUGCUGCUGCUGCUGCUGCUGCUGCUGCCCCUGCUUCUUCCGUUUCACUGCUGCUGCUGAGCUGCCGAGACACCCCAGAUACCCCACAGGUGCUGCUGCGGCUGCAGACGGGAACGCCGCGCCAGCUGCUGCUCUUGCUGCAGCGGCUGCAGCAGCAGCAGCAGCAGCAGCAGCAGCAGCAAAGAGACAGCAGCAGGGAAGACGAAGCGCGCGUUGCGGUGGCCUUGCUGCACUCAGUUGCUGCCGCUGACCUUGCUGCUGCGUCUGCUGCUGCUGCUGCAUCAACUGCUGCUGGUGCUGCUGCUUCUGCUGCAGCAGAGGGAAGCACUGCAGCUGCAGGCACGGCGGAAUGCAAUGACUUGAGAGAUUUGCUGCUGCUGCUGCUGCAGCACUCUGUGGGGCUGCUUGUCAGUGCAGCGCAGCAGCUGCCCCCCGAGCUGCUGCUGCAUGCAGUUGGGGCUUUGAUACACCUCAGCAGCAGCAGGCCCCGCAUGCUGCUGCAGCACUUCAACGUGGAGCCGCUGCUGCUGCAGCUGCUGCAGGCAGCAAGCCCUGUGCUGCUGCAGCACCAGCGCAACCUAGACGAGCUCUUCGCAGAAGACACCAACGUCAUCAGCAGCAGCAGCAGCAGCAGCAGCAGCAGCAGCAGCAGCAGCAGCAGCAGCAGCAGCAGCAGCAGCAGCGUGGAGGGCGUGAGGGCCGCAAGGACUGCGGAGUUUCCGUUGAGAGCUGCUGCAGUUGUGCUGCCGCUGCUGGGGUGGCUGCAGCGCCGGAGUUCUGCUGCUGUGCAGAAUUAUAGUUUUGACAUUCUUGCUGCUGUUGCAGAUUGCGUUGGAGAAAGAAUUCAAGAAUUAGAUGCAGUGGAAGCAGCAAACUUGAUUUUUGCUGCUGCUGCUGCUCAGCAGCCUCUUGCGGCUUGGCAAGAAUAUCUGCUGUUCAUGGCUGCCCGGCACAUCCUGCGGGUGCCGCUGGAGGCGGAGUUGGGGGCUCGCGUUUUGUGUGCGCUUUCUGACGUUGGUUUGGAGGAUCAUUCGUUUUACUUUUCUCUUCUCGAGAAACUGAGACCUGAAAUUAAUCAUUUGCCGCUCGAUGUUCUCUGCGCUGUUCUCCGCGCCUGUGCAAAAGUCAGGAUCCGAGACAUUCCAUUCCUUUCCGGGGCUCUCCACCGCCUGGAAACCUCGAGGCAAAGCCUGCGGCCAACUCUGGCGGCUCAGGCGCUGGAAGCUGCAGGCGAUCUGGACAUGAAGGGAGAGGCCUACGAGGGGCUGUGGCGUUGCUGCUGCAGCGCGCUGCAGCAGCAGCAGCUGCUGCACGCCUCCUUGCUGCCCGCUGCGCUGCUGCUGCAGCAGAGUCCUGCUUUCACUCAACGCCUGCUGUCGGCGUGGACUGAGGCCUUUGUCUCUAAAAGUGGAAAGAUAAAUAAAUAUGUCAAAUCGCACAUCAUCAAGAAACAUCGGCUAAUGCUGACUGCAGACCUCGCGGGUCUCGUGAGCCUCCCUCUGCGUCUUUGCCAAGCCAUAUAUGAAUGGGAAGACAAAGCCGGAAACAAAGCAAAGCCUUCCAGCCCCUCUAGCAGCAGUUUCCACUUGGAGGUGGCGGCGGCUUUGCCAGAACUUGAAUUUCAGAAAGAGGCCCGCGCAGGCCCCUUCCUAGUUGACCUUUUGAUAGAGAUGAAUGCGGAAAAUGGACCAACUAAAGAAAAUAGAAAUGCAAUAAACAAAGAACAAGCAUUUCACAAUGAAAUAAGUCCGAACAGGAGCUCCAGAAACGCCAAUCAGGCGGCAGAGGCUAGCAGACCCCCUGGCGUGCCCCAGAAAGAUGCAACGAGUGCUUUCCACGCAGAACAGCCACUAAAACACACUUUGCACAAUUUUAAUUGUGAAAUAAAACGAAAAAAAUCCAAAGAAACAGAAGCGGUGCCGCCGCUGCACCGAACGGGUCAUGUUCCCAAGCAGCCGUGGGUCUCAUCAAGGAGAGCAGAAAGGGAAAUUCGCUUUUCCGUAGACUGA